Acanthoscelides obtectus is the source of this 409-nucleotide messenger RNA. The record is from the annotation of a GenBank genome assembly. NCBI's taxonomy places the organism in Eukaryota, Metazoa, Arthropoda, Insecta, Coleoptera, Chrysomelidae.
AUGCACCACCCCAAGGCAGAUAUAGAUCGCCUAUACGUCCCUAGAAAAAGAGGUGGUAGAGGUCUAACAAGUAUCCAUCAAACCUGCGAGCUGAACAUCAUAGACCUAGGACAAUACCUAAAGUGGAAAAAAUAUGACAAACUGGUGAAACUCAUGACAGAAUAUGAGGACUCCCUACCAAAAGAUCACGUUCGGGACGAACGUGACGUCAGGAUGGCCGUGCAGUCCCACUCUAUGUCUGUCGCUGCUGACCGGCAGAUCGACGGUGGCUGGGGGAAGAUGACACGACGCCAAGACGCCAAUGCUUUCAACCGAUUCAACGCAGCGCAAUAAGACGUUAUAUUUGUUUGUUACUUAAGAUUGUUGGAAUAUAUAUUUAUUACUGCAAGUAGUAUUGAUCGACUAACGG